Messenger RNA from Penicillium salamii, 879 nucleotides. The record is from the annotation of a GenBank genome assembly. Lineage: Eukaryota; Fungi; Ascomycota; Eurotiomycetes; Eurotiales; Aspergillaceae.
AUGGACACCCCUAUAGUAGCCGUAAUCACUGGCUCCAGCCGUGGCAUCGGGCGUACCAUCUGUGCUGCACUAGUUCAACAAUUCUCAGGCCCCCUAGUUCUAUAUGCAGCCUCUCGUACUGGAACUUCUCUAGAUCUGACUGGCCUAAGUAUUCCUCCAGCCGUCAAGAUUUACCCUGCUCGAUUAUCACUCACGGACCAAGGCAGUAUCGCAGCCCUCAGUUCCAGAGUCAGAAAAGAGCACAAUCACUGUGACAUUCUCAUCAACAAUGCCGGUCUAUACUAUUUCCAGAAAGACAUCACCGCUGCACAGCGUCAGGAAACUCUCGAUGUGAACUAUCGUGGUACCCUCAAUGUCUGUCAAGCCUUCUUACCAAUAAUGCGAAAGAAUGGUCGCAUCGUCAACGUCUCAUCCCAAUCUGGCCAACUCAAAUACUUUGGUCCUCACUUGCAGACGCGAUUCAUGAAACCCGACCUCUCACUUACCGAGUUAGACUCUCUAGUCAGCGAGUACAGCCGAGCAGCAGACGAGCAAACCCUGACCGCUGCAGGCUGGCCUCCCUUGGCGUAUUUUACUAGCAAGGCGGCCCUGAACGCCGCCACACGGAUUCUGGCCCGCGAAAACCCUCAUCUACUGAUCAAUUGCUGCUGCCCUGGGUGGGUUGGCACUUCUCUGGGUGCGCAGGCGGGUCAGCCACCCAAGUCUAUUGGUAAGUGCUGGAUUUGCUUUCUCGCAGACGUAUCACUGACCGGUUCAUUAGAAGACGGAGCAAAGAUCCCACUGCGGUUGGCGGUUGGUGAUAUUGGGCAGACUAGUGGGCGGUAUUGGGCGAAUGAUUCGGUGGCAAGUACGGACAAUGGGAAGAUCCAGAAUUUCUAG